UGACUGGAUUCGAGCCUACAUUCACUCACAAUGAUCAAGGCCAUUUCAACUAAUAGAACCUUUGGCAACUUUUGCUCCAGGGGCAACCUUUCAACGCGUAAUGUAGACACGCGAUCAAGUUUGGUGUUGAUCAAUACUUCUAAUAACAUCUCUCCAUACACCCAAACGACAGGAUGCAGAGCUAGUUUGUUUCGUUUCAUGGCUACAUCAUCAAAGACAGCACCUAAUGCAGCUACAUCGGCUACAGGAUCAGCGCCCGCAGUAGCCAGGCAAGCAGCCAAGGAUAGGCCCGAAUCAAGGUUUUCGUCAACCUUAUUACUUCCAAAAACCGCAUUUCCUCUCCGAUACGAGAAUGUGACACGGGAGGCAGGAUUUCGUCAGCGAUGCACUACAGAUCUGUACCCGUGGCAGCGUGAGAACAAUCCUGGAGAUCUCUUUGUCCUACAUGAUGGACCACCAUAUGCGAACGGACAUCUCCACCUGGGACAUGCACUCAACAAGCUAAUCAAGGAUUUCGUUAACCGCUAUCGAGUCAUGCGAGGGUUCAAAGUAGAUUAUCGCCCAGGAUGGGAUUGUCAUGGUUUGCCGAUCGAAUUGAAAGCCCUGGCAGAGCUCAAGUUGAAGGAUAAAUCCCUUCUCUCGCCAAUGGAUAUCAGAACAGUAGCUCAGACAUCUGCCCGUGCAGCGAUCGAUGUUCAGAAGCGCGAGUUCCUGUCGUAUGGUAUCAUGGGGGAUUUUGAUAAUGGAUAUCUGACAAUGGAUAAAGAUUUCGAGACUCGACAACUGAAAGUAUUUCAUGAGAUGAUGCGGAAAGGAUUGAUUUACCGUGCCAACAAGCCCGUCUACUGGUCUCCUUCAUCCCAAACUGCCCUUGCAGAAUCAGAACUUGAGUAUAAAGAUGAUCACAAGAGUCGUUCUGCGUGGGUUAGCUUCGAGAUAAAUCAACCCUCCAAGAAGUUGUCUGAGGCUCUGCCCAAGGAUGUCUCCUUGCAGGCAGUUGUCUGGACAACUACUCCAUGGACCUUGCCUGCCAACCGAUGUGUAGCAGUUCACCCAAAACUCAGCUACACUUUGUUCCGUGCCAGCAACUUCUCGAGCCCAAACACUGUCUAUCUCGCUGCAACGGAUCGCAUGGAGGAAAUGAAGAAGCGAUUUAACCCAUCAACGACAGGAAGUGCUGGAGCUUCUGAAGUGAGGCCAGAAGUGACCUUGGAGCCUAUUGGGGAGAUUUUAGGCCAAGAUCUUGUCCGUACCACAUACAACCACCCAUUGACAGCUGCAACGCAUCCAUUCAUUACUGCCGACUAUGUUACCGCUGAUUCGGGAUCAGGUCUGGUUCACACAGCCCCUGGCCAUGGAAUGGAAGAUUAUAAAGCUUGUUUAUCCUUGAAUAUUGAAGCAUUUUGUCCUGUGGACAAUAUCGGGAAGUUCACAGCGGAGGCAGGCCCUGAGUUAGAAGGUCUGCAAGUCCAGACGGAUGGAACAGCCAAAGUGAUUGAAAUGCUUACAGCCAAAGGUAGCUUGAUUCAGGAGCAAUUGUACGUUCAUAAAUACCCUUACGAUUGGCGUACAAAAAAACCAGUGAUCCUUAGAGCAACUUCUCAGUGGUUCGCCAACGUUGGGUCCAUCAAAGAAGACGCCCUCAAGGCGAUUGAAACGGUCAAAAUUAUCCCAGAGCCGUCACGCCGUCGUCUGGAAGGAUUUGUACAAUCAAGGACAGAGUGGUGUAUUUCUCGUCAGCGAUCCUGGGGUGUUCCCAUCCCAGUAUUGUAUGAAGUUGAUACAGAUGAGCCGCUUUUAACCGAUGCCUCCGUACAACAUAUUGUUGAUAUUGUGAAGGAACAUGGAACAGACGCUUGGUGGACCAUGUCGACAGAAGAGCUACUCGCACCAGAGUAUAGGAACAAUGGGAAGACGUAUCGCCGCGGCUAUGAUACUAUGGAUGUUUGGUUCGAUAGCGGUACGAGCUGGACUAUGAUUGAGGAAAAGAUGUCUCGUCCUCAUCUGCCAUAUGUAGCAGAUGUUUAUGCAGAGGGUUCUGAUCAGCAUCGCGGUUGGUUCCAGUCAUCAUUAUUGACAUCAGUGGCCCUAACGGGCAAAGCCCCUUAUGGAACAUUGAUUACACAUGGAUUCUUGUUGGAUGCUAAAGGUUUCAAGCAGAGCAAGUCCCUUGGAAACACAGUUGACCCGGCAGUGGUUAUCCAUGGUGGCAAGAAUUUACAGAAGGAUCCCGCAUAUGGAACAGAUGUGCUCCGUCUCUGGGCAGCAUCAUCAGAGUACACAAAGGAUAUUGCGAUUGGAAAAACGAUUUUAACACAGGUCGUAGAGAGUAUUCGUAAAUUCAGAAACACUGCACGAUUCAUGUUAGGUAACUUGAAUGGCUUCAAGGAGGAUCUGCAGGUACCUUAUGAGAGACUUUCAAGGCUAGACCAAUUUAUGUUGUCCGAGGUUUAUCAGUUUUCUAAGAACGUGAAUGCCGCUUACGACGAGUACAUGUUCAAUAAGGUAUUUACGCAGCUGCAGUAUUUCACAAGUACGACCCUUUCAUCAUUCUAUCUGGAUGUGAUUAAGGACAGCCUCUACUCUGAUGCUGAGCAAAGCAUCCAGCGUCGUGCCAUUCAAACCGUUCUAUUCCAUACGUUGAACGCGUUUACAAGGAGUAUUGCCCCCUUGGCGCCACAUCUUGGCGAAGAAGUCUAUGAGCACUACCGCGAUUGUUUCAUCACUCCUCAGCCUACUGUAUUCCGAUCUGGGUGGCUGGAUACACCCGAAUCCUGGAAUAAUGUUCAGCUGAGAGAAGAGUUUUCAGUCCUGAAGCAGCUUCGUACAGAAGCAAACCAACUUCUGGAGCAGGCCCGUACAGCCAAGAUCAUCCGCUCUUCAUUAGAGGCCACAAUGGAGAUUCAAGUAAAUGAAGCAUUCAAUGAGACUGAAUCCGAAGUAUCGUUGCAUAAAGACUCAAUCAGUAGCAUUAGCAGCAUUGUCAACAAGGUGUCGCUCAAGAAGCUUUUGCAGUCAUAUGAGGAUGACUUGAAGAAAUUAUUUAUUAUCUCGGACGCCGUUGUUGUACAAUUGCCAGAUUCCUUCUCUACAUCAUCGCUCACACAGACGAGUGCAGAGAACGUGUUCGUGAGGGACGUGUUGAUUCCUAGAGUAGGAUCUUGCAAGAUGGUGUUGCGCAAGGCAGCGAAGCACAAGUGUCCUCGCUGUUGGACGUUCACUUCUACAGCGGAAGACGCACUCUGUGGACGAUGUGAGCCGGUUGUUGCUGCGUUACAGCAAUAGUAAUGUUGAAAUAGGAAUAUGAUGACAGAAUGGGAUAGAAAUGAAAUUUUCGUAUAUAUUUUAUAUUUUUCCUUUACAAAAGAACCUUUGAUCAUGUUCUUGGAGUAAAGUCUAUAUUUUGG
Lobosporangium transversale is the source of this 3407-nucleotide messenger RNA. RefSeq names its product tRNA synthetases class I-domain-containing protein. Gene Ontology annotation, cellular component: cytosol. The record is from RefSeq and is a predicted model, not a curated record. NCBI's taxonomy places the organism in Eukaryota, Fungi, Mortierellomycota, Mortierellomycetes, Mortierellales, Mortierellaceae. The transcript has 6 exons. Gene Ontology annotation, biological process: isoleucyl-tRNA aminoacylation. Gene Ontology annotation, molecular function: isoleucine-tRNA ligase activity; tRNA binding; aminoacyl-tRNA deacylase activity. The coding region runs from base 31 to 3285 and encodes 1084 amino acids.